UUUCAGCUCUUACACCGACCUUAAUUUCCAUAUGCCAACAGAUUUCGUAUAAUUUUAUGCUUCCUUUUGAGAAUAUACCUGAUGAUUUGGUUCCGCUCACUGCACAUUUCAAGCACCUGCUUACUUACGCUACACCAAUACAACCUUUAUUUUUCUUCCUUGAUUCAAUUGAUCAAUUGACUGGAACAGCGGAUAAAGUUUCUUGGCUGCCAACUCGGAUGCCGCCAAAUUGCAAAAUUUUAUUAUCAUGUGCUAACGAAGAGGCCAAUCCAACUGUGUCAAGAGAAUAUCACUUAUUGAGACGAUUAAUUGAUAUUGAUGAAAAUUUUAUUGAAGUACGUGAGUUGGGAGAGGAUCUCGCAAUGAAUGUAAUAAAAAGAUGGAUGAAUACAGCUUGUCGUGAUUUAAAUAAUUUUCAGUGGCGCCUUGUCGCUAAUGCGAUUGCUAAGUGUUCACUACCAAUAUUUGUAAAACUAGUUUUUGCUGAAAUUUGCCGUUGGCGAAGUUAUACUCGCCCUCAGGAGACGCAUUUGGCAAAUACUGUUAUGGAUUCUAUUAUGAUGUUAUUCGAGCGGAUUGAAAAACAACAUGGGCGAAUAUUAGUUUUCCAUGCAUUGGCUUAUAUCACUGCAGCAAAGAGUGGGUUAUCUGAAAGUGAACUUGAAGAUUUAAUUUCUCUAGAUGAUAAGGUUCUCGAUGAUGUAUAUCAAUACCAUAUGCCCCCAGUUCGUCGCAUUCCACCACUUUUAUGGACACGCAUUCGAAAUGAUCUACCGAAUUAUUUAAGUGAACGUGAAGCGGACGGGGUUAACGUUAUGAAUUGGUACCACAGACAGUUUAGAGAUACUGCGAGAGAAAGAUACUUCAAGAAUUUAAACAUGGCAGUUUAUUUUCACUCAUCUAUUGCUGACUAUUAUUUGGGUAUUUGGGGCGGUGGCAAACCAAAACCAUUUAAAUUUACAGAAAUUCAACGACAUCGGUUCAAUCUGACUGAUAAAGAAGGUUCAGCGGAUAGAAAAGUACCAAUACAACCAUUGGCAUUUACAAAUAAGGAAGGUGUUAUAACUCGAUAUAAUCUCAGAAAGUUCGGAGAGAUGCCAUAUCAUAUGGUUCGAUCAAGGCGAUUCAAAGACCUUUAUGAGCACGUGCUUUUCAAUUAUGAAUGGUUGCAUGCAAAAUUAUCAUCAUGUCCGCUCCAAGCUGUAUUAGCGGAUUUCGAGGAUGCUUCCAUAAAUACUGAUGAUAAGGAUUCAAAAAGAGAGAUGAUGCUAGUCGCAGAUGCGCUUCGUUUAGGUGGUGCUAUUCUUGCUCUUCAUCCAAAUAUGCUGGCUGCACAAUUAAUUGGACGAUUACUGCCGGAAAUAGGUGGUAACCCAAAUAUAUUUAUGUUACUAAAGGCUUGUGACAAUAAUGGACCCAAAGAUUGUGCAUUGAUACCAUUGAAUCAUUGUUUGCAUACACCCGGUGGUCCAUUGAAGUAUUCUCUCGAAGGCCAUCAAUUUGCCGUAUUCGGAUUUGUUUUGACCAAUGAUUUGAGGUAUAUGGUGUCAAUUUCGACUCGUUUCAUUACAUGGGAUUUAUCGACAUCUGAUCUACAACGAGAUGUUAAUCCAGGAAUUGAAGGCAUAAUGCAGCAAUUAAUACUUAGUCCAGAUAACAAAUGGGCUGCAGCCUAUUCAAAUAAUAAUCAAACCGUUCUGCUCAAUAUGCUAUCAAGUGAAUUUGUUAUAAUAGAGAAUCCAUUCGAUGGAAACAAUUGUGUAACAGGAGUUUUUUUACUGAAUCAAAAUCUUUUCAUUCAUACAAAACGUAAAUGGGCUUCUUUUGAUAUGCGUGGCAAUUUUAUUGAACAUUUCGAUGCGGUGGACGUGGAUGAUGAAUGGGAAAUUCUGAUGAUGUAUAUGUUUGAGCCAACUGCUUAUCACAUUAUUUAUUGGUCAGGACAAUUAACAGCCGAAUCUGGUCGUCUAAGAAUUGAUUCAUUUUUAAAUGGUUCUCAAGCUACACCUCUCUCAUAUCAUAGCGUUUUAACAUCAAACAAACAAUGGAAUCGUGUGUUUUGUUGUACAAAACCAAAUAACUAUUCAGUUUCAGAAUAUAAAUAUUUUCAUGAUGAAGAGAAAAAUAUUUACUACUGGAAACAUCAAAAAGAUCUCGAUUGUUACGAUAACUACGAAAAGGAAGCACUUUUGCAAUUAAAAUUGGAUCAACGUGAUCGGUUUUUAAUUGGAACCGCUGGAAAAGGAUUCAUUGUGUGGGAUUUCAAUAAAGAAAACCGAAUUGGUAUCGGAGCUAUAUACCUACCGCUACCGCAUAGCGUAAGAAAUAUUUCCACAAGAAUGAUGACAUCAAAUUCCAUGAUGAUUAGUGGAAAACAUGAUUAUGCUGUGGCUGGCGUCCGGAAAAAUUUAUACGUUUGGUGUCUACAAUCGCGUCAAUUGGUUAAAGUAUUGGAUGCUCAUUUUGGUCGCAUUAUACAAUUAGAACCAUUAACUAUAGGUAAUUGGAAUUGUGCCAUAACAUCGUCCAUAGAUCGUAGUGUAAAAGUUUGGAACAUUAAUAAUAUCUUCGAACCUGUGCAUGCCGGUUUUAGCAUAUUUGAGGCCUAAAAACACGAUAUGGACCAUUGGUUUGUUCAAGUAGGGAACCAUGGCGCUACAAAUUCAUUGGGAAGAUACCUCAAUGGACCCAUUUUGGUGUAUUUUGAACGAU
Contarinia nasturtii (swede midge) is the source of this 2712-nucleotide messenger RNA. RefSeq names its product NACHT and WD repeat domain-containing protein 2-like. Lineage: Eukaryota; Metazoa; Arthropoda; Insecta; Diptera; Cecidomyiidae. The transcript has 17 exons. The coding region runs from base 57 to 2609 and encodes 850 amino acids. Gene Ontology annotation, molecular function: protein binding. The record is from RefSeq and is a predicted model, not a curated record.